GUCGAAGACAUAGGCCAAAGGCAAAGCAAGGCCAGGAACUGGCACUGGCACAGUGGCCCCACUGUGCCAGGGACCGCUGCCUGCUGUCCUGCCGUAUGCAGCUCGCUUAGUUUAGAUGACAUAGGGAUGAUAUCGAGGCGGCAGUAGAUAGUUGCUGAAUUUUCGGCUUGGAUGUAGUCGCCGACCAUAAACCGACUAGGUUAGGUAACCUGGCUGGACACUAGUCGCUUAAUUUGAAGAAAUUGCGCUAUAGUAGCUUUGGUUUGCCGCUGCCGAGUGGCUUGCGACCAUCAUCGGUUGAUCCAUCGGCAAACGGCAACGACGAACAGCAAAAACGACCUGCCAUGUCCAGUGAUAGCGAAAACGAGCUACUCAAGGAGCCGAGGGAAUACGCCACUGAGCCAUUGAAAGCGCUGUCCCCGGCGCCUGCCGGACCCCUAUCAGCGAACAGCCAACAUUACAGGCCGCCUGGAUCUCCGCAUCUUACGAGUCACCACCAAAACAGUCAUGACGACGUGUGCAUCGAGUCAUGUUUCCUAAAAAUGGAAAGGCUUAUUGCGGAAAUGCAGCACCCUGAAUUGGGAAUUCCAGUUCGCUCGCAGAAGCUAUUCCUUACGUCAAUCCCAUGUGCGUUUGUGGGCUACGACGUCGUCGAGUGGAUAAUGGACAACCUGGACAUCGAUGACCAGUCGGGGCCCGUGGCACAAGAGGCGCUUCACCUAGCCAAUCUGCUUUGUCAACACGGAUAUUUUUUCCCCGUUGGCGAAAAUGCGAAAACCUACACGAUUAAAGACGAUUCUACGCUAUACAGGUUUCAAGCUCCAGAAUACUGGGCAUCUCGUAACAACCCAGAUAACACCGAGUAUGCACUGUAUUUGUUAAGAAGGACACUCAAGAAUAAGCCCAAGAACUCGCUCGAAGAUUAUGAAAUAGAAGCGCUUCAGCGGCUGAAAAAACUUCUCGCCAAUAAGUGGGACACAUUGUGUCAGCAAGCCGAGGAACAGAUCGCCCCGCCCUUUAUAAGCGACGGACGGGAACGGAUUAAAGGGCAAUCAAAGGAAAAAAAGAAAACAGAUAAGGUGAUCUCAUCAUCGCAGGAGCGGGCGUAUUGGCGUAUACAUCGGCCACCCCCGGGGACUAUCACUUGCUUGGAAAGGUGCCCCGUCCCCAGUCGGCGCAUCCGAAAAAAGAAAACAACGCCCGAGCAGCUCAAACGACAGAUAAAAAUAUUAAAGAGCACAAUAACGCGAAGUCGCGCCAAGAGCACAUUGUGGCAGCGCUCCGAGGACUAUCGGGAGUUCGAUGCGUUUCUUUGUCCUCCACUACCUUCAAAUCCAUGGGUCUCUGAUGAUCCAACGUUCUGGAUAAUCGAAAGCCAUACAACGGAUACCCUCACCGAAAGGCGUCUCCGCCGGUGGACACUCUCCUUGGAAGAGCUACUCUCAGAUCCUCGAGGCUUCCAGGAAUUCGAGACAUACCUGCGCAAAGAAUAUUCCUACGAAAACAUCCUUUUCUGGAAGGCCGUCCAGGAUCUCAAGCGAGGCUCAUAUGCAUGCAUUCCUCAGAGGGUUACGGAAAUCCAUAGUGAAUAUUUAUCAUCGGGUGCACCAUGUGAAGUUAAUUUGGACUCGGCUACAAUGGAAGUUACUUUGGAGGCCAUAAAGAAACCAUCGCGCUAUACGUUUGAUCACGCUCAGCAGCACGUGUUCACCCUGAUGCAGACCGAUAUCUAUCCGCGCUUUCUACGAAGCGAGCAUUUCCGAAGUCUCAUGGUUAAAGCGUCGCUGCUACAGAUUCAGAGUCAACGUAAGCGUUUCUUUAAUUUCGCAUCCGGUCGCAAGAAACCGCAGAUUUGUUCAGGAGCAGAUGCUAGACCUUCGACAUCUCAGGGCCAUCUGGCCAACGCAGGCCUGCUCUAUACGGGACAGAACAGCCGAGUCUGUGCUGCCAUAACUGAACAGACCCAACAGGCUCCCGCUAGACGACUCUCGGGGUUGCUUGCAGGAAGCACCUGCGACCUCCGGGAGUCUAUCAAGCGCCGCAACAGCAGCCGCCAGAAGCGUCUGGCUAGCAGCGGGUCCAAAACCGACCUUAUAUCAGAUGACGAUUCAAUUAGCGUCGCUAGCCAGUUUAGCGGAAGGCAUUCACUAAGCACAAGUGACCUUCAAACGCUCACCGCACCCUCAACGGCCUCAACCAGCGAAAUCUUUGCGGACUCGGACAAGGUUCUUAAGCACGAGGCCAAAGCUACAGCGUCGGCAGGCGCAGCAGGUCACAGUGGCUGCGUACUAGGCCAACGUGCCGCCACAGCCAGCACAAGCGAUGCCGACGUCGACUUAUGCGUUACUACUAUGUCGCCAACGGCGGAAGACAACGGCUUUCAAGGGGAACCCCCAUCGAGAAUCACCGAAGGCCUAACGCCCGAAGAGGCAAUGCUUCCACCACCAUCUGUUUCGCCAAAAGAAACCGACACCGAGGAUCCACCGCAGCAUCAACAGCAGCAACAACGAAAAUCAUCAUUGACAAAAAGAACGAUGUGAUUCUUCGUUGGAAAUGAUCUUGAAUGAAUACAGAAGAUUGCGACAUAUUUGGGAGUAGAGGAAACUGCACAUAAAGCAAAUCGAUAGUACCAACAUAAAAUUUUAUGCUGUACUAUACAAGUUGGUUAAUUCAUAACUACAUUAACCAGUAUCGACCAAAUAAAGCAUAAAAUUCCCGAAAAGAUAUCUGGAAGAGAAAGCAAGUAGUAUCACACAAUAACACAUUUCGAUUGCUCUUCAGUAUGCUUACAUCGCCUUUAAUUAUUGCGAGUUGAGUUAAUAUUUAACUGAAUGUUUGAUCUGUUGGCCUUUUUCUAAUCGAAAACGGCGACAAUUCUGAAACAAGACUGCAAAACAGAUCCAUUUCGGACCCCUUCAGUUGCUUCGAACGAAGAAGUUCAUCCCUGGUAAGGGAAAAGCUGUGUAAAAUAUAACGUGCAGCGUGGAAUAAAAAUGGCGAUUUGUUUGCAUAAUAAUCAUGUGACUCUUAGCAUGCGAAGCCAGAAAUCCGGACAGAACCGAUUCCAAGACGAUGCAAUA
Varroa destructor (honeybee mite) is the source of this 3080-nucleotide messenger RNA. RefSeq names its product regulator of G protein signaling 7-like. Gene Ontology annotation, molecular function: GTPase activator activity. Gene Ontology annotation, biological process: intracellular signal transduction; positive regulation of GTPase activity; regulation of G protein-coupled receptor signaling pathway. The record is from RefSeq and is a predicted model, not a curated record. NCBI's taxonomy places the organism in Eukaryota, Metazoa, Arthropoda, Arachnida, Mesostigmata, Varroidae. Gene Ontology annotation, cellular component: plasma membrane; neuron projection; cytoplasm.